Molecule: messenger RNA, 900 nt
Organism: Talaromyces atroroseus
Lineage: Eukaryota; Fungi; Ascomycota; Eurotiomycetes; Eurotiales; Trichocomaceae
Exons: 2
Coding region: 1-900 (299 amino acids)
Cellular component (GO): intracellular anatomical structure
Molecular function (GO): oxidoreductase activity, acting on NAD(P)H, oxygen as acceptor
Source: RefSeq, a predicted model, not a curated record
AUGGCAUCAAACAGAAUCAAUGGCAAAUUCACUCCCAGUGAUAAAGCACACAUUCAGGAGCGUCUCCCCCCAGACUCUACGGCCACCACGCAGCAGCGAUUCCGCGAAUUCGACCUGCAAGGGAAAGUCUUUGUCGUCACCGGAGGUGCUCGUGGACUAGGCCUCGCCAUGGCAGAGGCACUUGUUGAAGCAGGGGCACAAGUCCACUGUGUAGACCGUUUGCCCAAGCCAGAAGAAGAAUUCAUCCAAGCCCAAAAGCGUGCCAAUCCGGAAUUUGGAGGCUCAUUGCAUUACAGUCGCAUCGAUGUCCGGGAUGCCAAAAAUGUAGCCAGCACGUUUAACGAGAUUGGUCAAAUCAACCAGCGAUUCGACGGCCUUUUGGCAGCAGCUGGCAUCAAUCAUGUCGACAGCGCAACACACCAUACACCCGAGGAGAUCUAUGAGAUCUUGAGCAUCAAUUACACGGGAAUCUUCAUCUGUGCCACUGAGGCAGCCAAGCAGAUGAUGAAAUACAGCUCUCGCGGCUCAAUCUUACUAGUUGCCAGCAUCAGUGGGCUGGUCGCUAACAAGGGGAUGCUGUCGCCAGUGUACAAUUCCUCCAAGGCCGCCGUAGUCCAGCUCACGCGCAGUCUAGCCAUGGAAUGGGGCAAAGUGAACGAAAAGGGUGAAGGCGGAAUUCGCGUAAACUGCCUCUGUCCGGGCCACAUAAUCACCCCGAUGGUCGACAAGAUUCUCGAGGAGGAGCCGGAAUCUAAAGAGGUCUGGGAAUCCGAGAACAUGCUCGGCCGUCUGGCUCGUCCAGAGGAGUUCCGAGGUGCUGCACUUUUCUUAUUGAGUGAGGCUAGUAGUUAUAUGACGGGGGCUUCGCUCGUCAUUGACGGCGGCCAUACGGCCUGGUAG